GAUUAAAAUUUAACUUUUUUAGUAAAAACUGCUUCAAAAAAGUGUACUGCAAGUGUUUUGAUAAAGAAUAUCGUAAAUAUUUUGUUUCCUAUAUCAUGCUAGAAGGUGUUGAUCCACUGAAGACGGCAAGCGUAGACAACAUAAGCAACAAUCAAAAUUAUGACGAAUCACAGCGCCGUCAAGGUCAGCCAGCGUCAGCAACGUUGUCCAACCGAGCGUCUGAUUCAUCUUCAGUGUCCAUAGUGGUAGAAGACGGAGUGAGCCGAAAAACCGAUAGCAGCUACCAAUUGGCAAACUUCGAACCCGUUCGUAUUUUGAACAAUAACAGUACCCAUAAGAGCGUCUCACUGUUGGGCCAUUUUGUGAAUCUAUCGCGUGAAAAUUACGCGAUCGUUGUGUUGGAAAAGACGGCCUUCACCGAGCCGCAGCUGAGAAACCACGAGCGUCAUCAAACGUGUGCGGUGGUGACGAUAGCAAAUCCUAAAGACGUCGCGACGAACUUAUCGCAAGCUAGUGAAAGUGUGCAAAGUAGCGCAACUGGUGCAGCAACAGUCGAGAGAAGCUUUUUUUCGACCACGUCCCAGCUGAGGACUGAAUUUGUUAACGAUAUCUACGGAAAUUUUCUGUGCGUUGCAGAUCCGGAAGUGAAUCAAAUUAAGGUGACAAUCAUUUAUCCAGCUACCGAGAAGCAUAUCAUAAAAUUUUCAACCCAGAAAAAGUACCUGCUGGAGGAGACUGCUCGAGACUAUCAAACCGUGACAUUGCCUCACAUACAACGGGAGCAGCUAAGCUUAGAGUGGCUUUACAACAUAUUAGAGCAUCGCAAAGAGCAAGACCGUAUUAUCUUUGAGGAUCCUUCGGAGGAGCUUGGCUUCAUUUUGCUACCGGAUAUAAAAUGGGACGGUAAAACAUUGGAACAGCUAUAUUUGCUUGCUUUAGUACGUCAGCGAAGUAUCAAAUCGUUGCGGGACCUAAAUGAUACGCAUUUGCCAUUACUGAAAAAUAUCCAAAAACGAGGAAUUGACGCAAUCAAAACGCGCUACGGAAUCGGCGCUGAUCAGCUGCGAGUUUAUAUCCACUAUCAGCCUUCAUUUUAUCAUUUACACGUGCAUUUAACAUAUCUCAAGCACGACCCACCUGGUAUUCAGUGCGAGAAAAGUCAUCUUCUAACAUCAGUUAUCGGAAAUCUUGAGCUGCUACCAGAUUAUUAUCAAAAGGCGACACUUUCCUGCGUUUUAAGUGAAACUGAUAAGCUCUACAAAAAGUUUGAGGCAGCGAGAAGCGAACUGAUUGAGCCCGAACCCAAAAGGGCUAAAUUAGAAUAG
Messenger RNA from Sabethes cyaneus, 1325 nucleotides. It is a transcript of the gene Dcps, whose product is annotated as m7GpppX diphosphatase. Gene Ontology annotation, molecular function: RNA 7-methylguanosine cap binding; hydrolase activity. NCBI's taxonomy places the organism in Eukaryota, Metazoa, Arthropoda, Insecta, Diptera, Culicidae. The record is from RefSeq and is a predicted model, not a curated record. Gene Ontology annotation, cellular component: nucleus; P-body. The transcript has 3 exons. Gene Ontology annotation, biological process: deadenylation-dependent decapping of nuclear-transcribed mRNA. The coding region runs from base 96 to 1325 and encodes 409 amino acids.